ACAUCAGCAUUUGUAGAGCACCAGUAUGACAGGACGAGCAAGAGCAAGAUCGAGGGGCAGAGGUCGUGGUCAGGAGCCUGCUGCUCCUGGCGCACAACCACCUGUAUCACAAGAGGCUGCAAAGCCUGUUGUGUCCACUUCGUCUGAAGUACAACUGGUGGGCAGAGGGAGACAGAAACCUGCACCUGGAGCCAUGUCUGAAGAAGCGAUGCUCCAGAUUUCUGCAGGCUUUCAGCAGGUGAAGAUCGGUGAAAGAGGUGGACGCAGACGGGAUUUCCAUGAUUCUGGUGUCCACACUCGUCAACUCAUGGAACACGUGAAAGAAUCCAAAAUGGGUGUUUCUGGGACUGCCAUUGAGCUGAGGGCCAAUUUCAUGCGUCUGCUUUCACGUCCUAUGUGGGCUUUGUAUCAGUAUCAUGUAGACUACAAGCCACCAAUGGAGUCCAGGCGAGUGCGUUCGGCUUUGCUUUUCCAGCACGAGGAAACUCUGGGGAAAGCACACACCUUUGAUGGAUCCAUUCUCUUUCUCCCCAACAAACUGCAUAACACUGAGACAGUCCUGUGCAGUGAGACCAGAAAUGGAGAGAAGGUUGAAAUCACUGUGACACUGACCAAUGAGCUGCCGCCGUCCUCUCCUGUAUGCCUGCAGUUUUACAACAUCCUCUUCAGGAGAAUUUUGAGAAUACUAAACAUGCAGCAGAUCGGACGUCAUUACUACAAUCCUGAUGACCCAUUCAACAUCCCACAGCACAGGCUGACAAUUUGGCCUGGCUUCAUGACCACCAUCCUACAGUAUGAGUCCAGCAUCAUGCUGUGCUCUGAUGUAAGCCACAAGGUUCUGCGCAGCGAGACGGUUCUUGACUUCAUGUACAGUUUGAGACAGCAGUGUGGAGACCAGCGCUUCCCUGAAGCCUGCACGAAGGAGCUUGUGGGCCUGAUCAUUCUGACCAAGUACAACAACAAGACAUACAGGAUUGAUGACAUUGCCUGGGAUCAUACUCCCAACAACACAUUUAAGAAAGGAGAUACAGAAAUCUCAUUCAAGAACUACUUCAAAACGCAAUAUGGUCUUGACAUAACAGAUGGCAACCAGGUUCUUCUCGUUAGCCAUGUGAAGAGACUUGGCCCCUCAGGACGGCCUCCACCAGGACCAGCUAUGCUUGUCCCAGAGUUCUGCUACCUCACUGGUCUAACGGAUAAGAUGCGCGCUGAUUUUAAUAUCAUGAAAGAUCUUGCCUCACAUACACGGCUGAGUCCUGAACAGAGAGAGGGCCGAAUUACCCGCUUAAUAUCCAACAUCAAUAGAAAUGGAGACGUGCAGAAUGAACUGACAACUUGGGGUCUAAGCUUUGAGAACAAGCUUCUGAGUCUAAAUGGGAGAGUUUUGCCCUCUGAGAGGAUCAUACAGGGAGGCAGAGCAUACGAGUAUAACCCAUGGACAGCUGACUGGUCUAAAGAGAUGAGAGGUCUCCCUCUGAUUAGCUGCAUGUCUCUGGACAACUGGCUCAUGUUCUACACGCGCAGAAAUGCAGAUGUUGCCCAAUCUCUGCUUCAGACUCUCAACAAAGUUUCUGGACCCAUGGGGAUCCGCAUGCAGAGGGCUGUCAUGAUUGAGUAUGAAGAUCGUCAGGAAUCUCUCCUGAGAGCCUUGCAACAAAAUGUAGGACGUGAAACACAGAUGGUGGUGGUGAUCUUGCCUACCAAUCGAAAAGACAAGUAUGACUGUGUGAAGAAGUACCUGUGUGUGGACUGCCCGACGCCUAGUCAGUGUGUGGUGUCUCGCACCAUCAGCAAACCUCAAGCACUUAUGACUGUGGCCACCAAGAUUGCUUUGCAGAUGAACUGCAAAAUGGGAGGAGAGCUGUGGAGUGUAGAAAUUCCACUCCGGCAGCUCAUGAUUGUAGGCAUAGACUGUUACCAUGAUACCGCUGCUGGGAAGAGAUCUAUCGGAGCAAUGGUGGCCAGUCUAAAUCAGGGCAUGUCUAGGUGGUUCUCAAAGUGUGUCUUGCAAAACCGUGGACAGGAGAUCAUCGAUGCACUGAAAGGGUCAUUGCAAGGUGCUCUGAAGGCCUAUCUGAAACACAACAAUUCUCUGCCCUCACGCAUCAUCGUGUACCGAGAUGGAGUUGGAGAUGGCAUGCUGCAGAGCGUGGUGGACUAUGAAGUUCCUCAGAUCAUGCAGUCUAUCAAGACCAUGGGACAAGAUUACGAGCCCAAGCUCUCAGUAGUGGUGGUGAAAAAGCGCAUCAGCUCCAGAUUCUUUGCUCGGAUUGAUGGCAAAAUUGCCAAUCCCCCUCCUGGGACAGUCAUUGACACUGAAGUCACUCGUCCAGAGUGGUAUGAUUUCUUCAUUGUAAGCCAGGCUGUGCGCUUUGGGUGUGUCGCACCUACUCACUACAAUGUAGUGUUUGACAACAGCGGCCUUAAACCAGAUCACAUGCAGAGACUCACCUACAAACUCUGCCACAUGUACUACAACUGGCAGGGGAUUGUGCGAGUGCCAGCUCCAUGCCAGUAUGCCCACAAAUUGGCCUUCCUGGUUGGCCAGAGCAUUCACAAGGAGCCUAACAUGAACCUGGAUGACUUCCUGUACUACCUGUAACUGGUCGAAGAGUCCAUAUGCAGGGUCCUGAAGAACAGUGGGACCAUAAUUUAUUUUUCAAGUUGAAUGGAAAGAGUACGCUAUCAAGAGAACUUUCAUUUUAUACCUACAAUUACAGUUUUGAGAUGAGCAGGUAUAACAAAAAAAAUUGUGUUUGAAAGGAGAAAUGCUUUUAUUUCAAAUGUUGAUUUCAAUUGUGUGCCUUGAGUUCAGUCUAGUGUCUUGUGGUUAUAA
Danio aesculapii is the source of this 2836-nucleotide messenger RNA. It is a transcript of the gene piwil1, whose product is annotated as piwi-like RNA-mediated gene silencing 1. The transcript is spliced from 20 exons. The record is from RefSeq and is a predicted model, not a curated record. Bases 26 to 2602 code for a protein of 858 amino acids. NCBI's taxonomy places the organism in Eukaryota, Metazoa, Chordata, Actinopteri, Cypriniformes, Danionidae. Gene Ontology annotation, biological process: regulatory ncRNA-mediated gene silencing. Gene Ontology annotation, cellular component: P granule. Gene Ontology annotation, molecular function: piRNA binding; protein binding.